CAGUGCAUUGCUUUACAGCCACUUCCUAAAUACAGAUGGCCACAGUGUUUACACCAAAAUGAGAUGAGAUAAAAUAAGUUCCCUCUGUCAAAAUAGCCAGAUGGCAUUUUGUCGACAUAGGUAGUCCUUUUUAGCUUGAUUUCCUUAUGCAAUUAGUAGGUUGCUGAAGGUUGUACGCUCGCAAAUCUCUUUUUACACUCAGCACUAGCUUGAGCUAGACAGUUAACUAACGUUAGCUAGCUACUGCACUGUAGCUAGCCAGGUAUUUGUGCCUUGAUUGGCGAAUUAUAUUUUACUUUAGUAUAGGGUGGCAGUAAGUCUGCUAGCUAGUAUCGAUUACGAACAGGUAACUUUAGCUAGCUUGCUUGCCUCAAACCACAGUCAAAUAGCUAACUAACUUGACUUGCUAACGUGGCUAGCCACACAGCUGGAUCUUUCCAAAAUGUGAGUUGUCUCUUGCCUUGCUCAUCAGCUAGUGUUUAUUUUUGUAUUAUUUUUGUACAAUUCGAAGAUGUACACCUUAUUAUCUGGUCUGUACAAAUACGUGUUCCAGAAAGACGAAUACUGCAUUUUGAUCCUAGGACUGGACAAUGCAGGAAAAACGACCUUUUUGGAACAGACCAAGACCAAGUUCAGUAAGAACUACAAGGGGAUGAAUUUGUCCAAGAUCACCACUACAGUUGGACUUAACAUCGGCACAAUCGAUGUGGGCAAAGCUCGUCUAAUGUUCUGGGACCUUGGUGGUCAAGAGGAGCUUCAGUCGCUAUGGGACAAAUACUACGCCGAGUCCCACGGAGUGAUCUAUGUUAUAGACUCCACCGAUGAGGAGCGACUAGCAGAAUCAAAAGAGGCAUUCGAGAAAAUGAUCAGCAGUGAGGUUUUGGAAGGUGUGCCUCUCCUGGUGCUCGCCAACAAACAGGAUGUGGAGAACUGUAUGUCUGUGCCAGACAUCAAAACCGCUUUUAGCGACUGCGCUCCAAAGAUCGGGAAACGAGAUUGUCUGGUGCAGCCUUGCACAGCCCUAACAGGGCAGGGGGUUAACGAAGGCAUCGAGUGGAUGGUGAAAUGCGUCAUCAGAAACAUUCACCGGCCACCGAGACAGAAGGACAUCACAUAGAGCAAGCCAUGACCUCCCCACUAGGGCUCCCACAACUGGGUCCUAUUUAUUAGGCAACAAAUGGGAGAAAACGUACUGAAACAAGAAGGGACUGCCAGUCCAAUAAGAACCAUUUUCAGUUAAAAUACGCUUUAAAACAUUUCCCUACGUUCCGCCCUGUUGAAUAUGACCCAGGCGCCCGUUUUGCUACAGUGUGACUUUCAGAAACCGAGAUGGAUUCUAUCCAUUCCCCGGCAAUGAACUUGUCUCUCCUCCUAUUUGAGUGGGUGUUGGGAACUCAAGCCUAGUUUUCAGAUACAGUUUAGCAUCAGGGAGAAACAAUUUAUUAUUGUAUAUUAUUUGGAUAUGUACUCUGAUUGGGGUGAAACGCUUUUUGAGGCAGUAUUUUAACCUCCGCUAAAGUGUGAAUGAUGUGUGUCUUUCUGAUCUAAGUAUAACAGUGUCAUCAAGUCGAUAAACAAAUGUUAUAGCUCAA
Messenger RNA from Coregonus clupeaformis (lake whitefish), 1592 nucleotides. Its product is annotated as ADP-ribosylation factor-related protein 1. The record is from RefSeq and is a predicted model, not a curated record. The transcript has 7 exons. Gene Ontology annotation, cellular component: Golgi apparatus. Gene Ontology annotation, biological process: intracellular protein transport; Golgi to plasma membrane protein transport; protein localization to organelle. Lineage: Eukaryota; Metazoa; Chordata; Actinopteri; Salmoniformes; Salmonidae. Gene Ontology annotation, molecular function: GTPase activity; GTP binding. The coding region runs from base 512 to 1117 and encodes 201 amino acids.